UCGGAAUUGGGACCAAAACCCAAAUCGCAGCCUCCCCGCCGGUUUCUUGUUCAUGAACGUGUAGCCUUGCUUGCAGCUGCAUCGAGGGAGUACUGCUCUGCGAGGUUCAUCUAACAUGGGAGGUAAGGGCAGGGGUGGCAGAGCUCGUACUCAGAGAAACCAUUUUCGAGAGAGCAGAGAGAACGUUUGGAAGCGUUCAAAACCCGAUUCUAACUCUGCCAAUGACACCAAGGAUGGCAAUAGUAAUCACUGGGGACCUUUCCAAUCUCAAAGCCACGCGUUCAAUGAGUACUACAAGGAGCAAGGGAUAGUUACUGCGGAAGAAUGGGAUACAUUUAUUGAGGUUCUUCGUAAGCAAUUGCCCGCCGCUUUUAGGAUCAAUUCUAGCGGACAGUUCUGUGGGGAAAUACGUGCCCAGUUGCAAAAUGACUUCAUGAAAUCUCUUCAAUCUGAGGUCACUGAUGGUGAUGAAGCUGGGGCAAUUAGACCGUUAUCUUGGUACCCUGACAAUCUUGCGUGGCAUUCAAAUUUCUCAAGAAUGCAACUGCGUAAGAAUCAAGCUCUUGAGAGGUUUCACGAGUUCUUGAAGCUAGAAAAUGAAAUUGGUAACAUUACAAGGCAGGAGGCUGUCAGCAUGGUUCCUCCUCUUUUUCUGGAUGUACAUCCAAAUCACUAUGUGCUCGACAUGUGUGCUGCUCCAGGCUCCAAGACAUUUCAAUUACUUGAGAUCAUACACCAGUCCAGCAAACCUGGAGAUCUACCUGGCGGAUUGGUAGUGGCAAAUGAUUCAGAUGUCCAAAGGUGUAAUCUUCUCAUCCACCAAACUAAAAGAAUGUGCACUUCCAAUCUAAUUGUUACAAAUCAUGAAGCACAACAUUUUCCAGGAUGUCGAGCACAUACCAAUAUCUUAAAUGCUUCUGCAGCAGGGAGUGAUUUAAAUCCUCACAACACUCAACUUACCUUUGAUCGCGUUCUAUGUGAUGUUCCCUGUAGCGGAGAUGGUACUCUUCGCAAGGCUCCAGAUAUAUGGAGGAGAUGGAAUUCUGGGGUGGGUAAUGGUUUACAUGGCUUACAAGUGCAGAUAGGCAUGCGAGGUGCCUCUUUACUUAAAGUUGGUGGAAGAAUGGUUUACUCAACCUGCUCAAUGAAUCCUGUUGAAAACGAGGCUGUUGUUGCGGAGCUUCUGCGGAAAUCUGAAGGCUCUCUCGAACUAGUCGAUGUCUCAAAUGAACUUCCACAACUUGUUCGUCGGCCUGGUCUUAAGAAAUGGAAGGUGCGUGAUAGGGGUGUAUGGUUGGCAUCCUACAAACAAGUUUCUGAUCAUCGCCAGAGUGUGGCAAUACCCAGCAUGUUUCCUUCUGGCAGAGGCCGUAAGAACCAAGCAGACAAAAGUCAUAACUCAGAGUUGAGGGGAAAUCAUCUGGACGGUUCCAUUGGAAGUUCUGCUGAUGUAUCUGAGCCAACAAUGGAUCCUGUACAUGAGUUUGAUGAGGUUUGUGAAUUUCCAAUCGAGCGUUGCAUGAGGAUAGUGCCUCAUGAUCAAAAUAGUGGAGCCUUCUUUAUUGCAGUAUUACGCAAAGUUGCCCCUUUGCCAGCUGCUACUGAAAAACCAAGUUAUCAAAAUUUGAAGCCUGUAAAUGACAAGUCUCGUUGCAAGCCUCCACAGAGUAUUACAAAUGGAGCGAAUGUGGACGUUAGUGCAUCAGUUGGGAUGGAUGAAAGCCCCUCAGAAGUUGGGGUUGAUUCAAAUAAUCAAGGAGAUUUUAAUUCUGCAGACAAUAAACCAGCUUGUGAAUUCCCAGUUCAGGAUAUUGAAGGUACAGAAGGUUUGGACGGUAAUGCAGCAGAUGGGAUAGAUAAGCAGUUCUCAGAAGCCGAUUUAGAGGUUAAUUUAGUUGAUAAUGAAGUGAGUGUAAAUAAUUUGGAAAUUACUGCUAUUGAAGAUAACUUAGAGGAGUCUAAGCAAAGCACUGUGAAGAGAAAGUUACAGAUUCAGGGCAAGUGGAAGGGAGUUGACCCUGUUGUAUUGUUCAAAUAUGAAACAGUUAUUGAUAGCAUUAAGACAUUUUAUGGUAUUAAUGAGGCUUUCCCAUUGUUUGGCCACCUUGUGACUCGAAAUACUGACACUAACCAUGUGAAAAGAAUCUAUUAUGUAUCGAAGUCCGUUAAGGAUGUUCUUGAGAUGAAUUUUUCAGUCGGGCAGCAGCUUAAGAUAACAUCUAUUGGUCUGAAGAUGUUUGAGAGGCAAUCAUCAAGAGAAGGUAGCUCUGCACCUUGUUCAUUCCGUAUAACGUCCGAAGGAUUGCCUGUGAUACUCCCGUACAUCACCAAGCAAAUCCUAACAAUGUCUCCCAUGGAUUUCAAGCAUCUAAUACAACAUAAAAGUAUCAAAUAUGCAGAUUUUGCUGAUGCUGCGUUUGGUGAGAAGGCAUCAAACCUAAUGCUAGGUUGUUGUGUGAUAGUUUUGGGUACAGGUGGUAACACCUCUUCAGAUGUUAUCAAAGUUGACGAGUCGACUAUAGCCAUUGGGUGCUGGAAAGGGAGGUCCAGUCUGAGUGUUAUGGUAACAGCCAUUGAUUGCCAAGAAUUACUUGAAAGGCUUUCAAAUCGGCUUGGAAAUGAUGUGUAAUGCACAGGCAAGGCAAGCUUUCUAAAUUCUCAUGUUGAAGCUAAUCUAAAUCUUGGGUGAAAACCGUGGGAUAAUUUAGUUUAGACGAUAGUAAUACGUGGGAUUAGUUUAGCAGCUUCAGUUCAACUGUAUAAUCUUAGAAAAGUUGAGCCUUAUCAUUGCUUCUUGUGUAUCAAAUAUUUGUAGUGGCAGCAUGUUGUUGAUUUCUUCAGACUAAUGUCAUUUUUUAGGAGGAUUUAUGUUGAAAGAGAGUACUAUGGAGGAUAUUUUCAAAAAAAAAGAAAAAAAAAAGGUUGCUGUUAUUUUUA
Messenger RNA from Cucurbita pepo subsp. pepo (vegetable marrow), 2937 nucleotides. RefSeq lists its product as uncharacterized. Gene Ontology annotation, molecular function: tRNA (cytidine-N5)-methyltransferase activity; RNA binding. The record is from RefSeq and is a predicted model, not a curated record. NCBI's taxonomy places the organism in Eukaryota, Viridiplantae, Streptophyta, Magnoliopsida, Cucurbitales, Cucurbitaceae. Gene Ontology annotation, biological process: RNA methylation.